AUGCGAUGGACAUUUCCUCUUCUUUUUACAUCGUUAAUCAUCUUGACAAAGUCAUCGGCGUUAUAUCAAAAUGUCGAUACGACUCUGGAGAAAAAAUGCAAUUAUCUAAAAUCGAAAACAACUAGCUCAUAUGUUGGAAAUUCAUGUUUUGUAACAACAACAGAAAAAUAUGCUACGACGUUAGAAAAUUGGCAUAAGCUUCAUGAGCACUGCAAAGCUUUGGCUGGUUAUAGUGGUCGAAUGGCUUUCAUCCGAACAAGAGAACAAAUCGAUGCUUUACUAAAAGACAGAGUUAUUGAAAUCUUCAAUGAACCAGAAACUCCUUAUGAUGCAGGAGAAAUUUGCAAAAGUGAAGGAGGUUAUUUGCCAUCGAUACAUAAUGAUCGACAAAAUCAACAUAUUGCAAAUAUGGCUCGACAUGCUAAGAAUAUUGACUAUAGCAAAAAAAGAGGGAACUUAGAACAAUGGGGACCAUUUCUAAUAGGGCUGAAAUAUGAGAAUGGAAAAUGGAGUUGGCAAGAUGGUAGCGAGACGGACUACUAUAGAUGCGCAAGUUCAGGUUCAUCAACUGUUGUACAUACUCCUUCGAUUUACAAAUAUGUCUUUUUGCAAACAUCGACAAACGCAAAUGAAGGCGAAGCAGGUUUCGGUUACUGGUCAACAAAUUUAAAAGGAACUGAUAAAUUACCAUUUAUCUGCCAAAAAGCGCCUGACAUUAUAAUUUAA
Molecule: messenger RNA, 726 nt
Organism: Dracunculus medinensis (Guinea worm)
Lineage: Eukaryota; Metazoa; Nematoda; Chromadorea; Rhabditida; Dracunculidae
Source: the annotation of a GenBank genome assembly